Molecule: messenger RNA, 1092 nt
Organism: Saxophila tyrrhenica
Lineage: Eukaryota; Fungi; Ascomycota; Dothideomycetes; Mycosphaerellales; Extremaceae
Exons: 2
Coding region: 1-1092 (363 amino acids)
Source: RefSeq, a predicted model, not a curated record
AUGGCGUUCAGUCUCUGGACUUUGGCCGUGAGCGCGGUCGCGGUCGCCAUACUCUCAUUCGCAGUGCCGUUGCUGCUGGCCGAACUCUUUCCUUGGAGAACGCUCUGGAUUCAGCGUACCAGCAGACCGUCGGUGACAACCAAGUCGUACAAAGGCAGAACAGCACUUGUGACAGGAGCGCGCGGAGCAUUUGGCUCACGAGCGGCGAAGGCGUUCGCCUCGCGCGAGAUCGAAACGCUUGUCCUCGUCGACGUCCAGGACUGUACGGGCUUGAAGGACGAGAUUGAGGGCGAACUCGCCACAGCUGGAAAGCUAAAGCCAACGAUUCUGGUCUGGCGGAUCGACUUCAUGACUUUCGCCGGGUGCAAGGAGCUGGGCGAGAAAGCACGUGAGCUGAAGGCUCUCGAUCAUGCGCUGAUGACCAUGGGAAUGCUAUCGUUCAACCGCCGCGAGUCGCCGGAAGGGUGGGAAACGUCCAUUCAAGUCAACUUCCUCUCCACUGCGCUGGCCGCACUGUUCCUGCUUCCCGUGCUGAAGUCGUCAGCCGCCAACCCCAAUCCACCAGUGCUGACCUUCGUCACUACCUUUGGGAUCUACCCAGCCUCUGCGACUAUGUCUGUACCUAAGAAGGGUCCAUACACCAAGCAUCUCAGCAACAACAAAGACGGCAUGCAGCAAGCCCAUCAGUACGGGCGGUCGAAGGGUCUACUGCUCUACUUUGCGCGGGAACUGGCAUCUCGAACCGCACGCACGAACGGCCUGCGGCAGGUAACCAUCAACAGCGCUGAUCCCGGAACAGCAUGGACAGGUCUCACAGGACCCAAUCGUGCCCAACUCAUCCCCAGGCUCAUCACGGACUUCGCAGCACGAGAUCCGCAGUACUGCGCGAAUGCGCUUGUCAAUGGUGUCUCAGCAGGUCCGGACAGCCACGGCAAAAUCGUGAUGGACUAUCACGUGGAGGGGAGCUUUCCGCCUUUCAUGGAGAGGGCCAGUGGACGUGUGGCGCAGCAGCGGGCGUGGGAAGAGGCGAGGGUUGAGUUUGAGGAGAAGGUGCCGGAAGUGAGGGCUGUUUACGAGAUGCUGGAGAAAUGA